GCAAGCUGAUAGUCAUGGAGAAUCCGCCGGUGAAUCAAGAUGAGCUUGCUCUGGUGGAGCGGGUGUUUCUGCGCAUUGGGUCAGCAGAAACUGAUGAACAAUUGCAAAAUGCCCUUACCAAAUUUUUGCCACCAGUUCUGCUCAAGUUAUCCAGCACACAGGAAGGAGUUAGGAAAAAGGUGAUGGAGCUACUGGUUCAUGUCAACAAGCGCCUCAAGAGCCGUCCAGUCGUCCAGCUUCCAGUGGAAACUCUGCUGCUGCAGUAUCAGGAUCCAGCUGCCUCUAGCUUCCUAAAGAACUUUACUGUGAUUUAUGUGAAAAUGGGUUUCCCAAGACUGGAGCCAGCCAAGCAGGCUGAGCUGGCAAUACCUCUACUGCUGAGCAUAGAGGACAGUCCUACUUCACAUCAGGACUCGCUGCUGUCGCUGGUGACCAGCGUGCUGGCCACCGCCGAUCUGAGCAACGAGCGGGGCCGCGCCGACAUCGACAAGCUGAAGGAGAAGCCGGCCGUGCUCACCCUCCUGCUGGACUUUAUCCUGGACCUGCUGCUGCUGCCUUACGGCGUGACGUGGCCGCCGCCGGCCGCUCAGGGCGGGGAGGCGGCGCCGCCGGUGCCGCCGCCCGGUCUGUCGGAGAAGGCGGUGCGCCGCGCGCUGGGCGACCAGCCGCCGCCGCCCGAGCGGCUGGAGCGGCUCAAGGCGGGCCUGGUGCGCUUCCUGUCGCUGGGCCAGCUGCCGGCCGGCCGGGUGGCGCCCCAUCUGCUGGUGGCCAUGGCCGACACGCGGUUCACAGUGGCCAAUCUGGCCGACAUGGAGCUCAGGCGGCUCUGUAACCUGGACUGGGAGGAUCCGACGCUCAUCAGUCAGCUCUGCUCCCUCUAUCUGGGCACGCUGGUCAACAAGAACGCGCCGCCGUCGGGCCCGGCUGCGCCGCCUCAGGAGCAGCGCCGCCAGCCGGUCGGCACGCGCAUCCGACUGAAGCUGCUGCCCUACCUGUGCCGCUCAAAGACGGCGGCCACCAUGUUCCCGCAGUCGGUCCAGGUGAUGUUUGACAGCUUCUACGGCACAAAUACCAAUCCCAAGCUGAAACUGCAGGCCCUUCAGUUCAUUAUACAGAUAAUCCAACACUCAACAGAGUCCCGUCUGGCGCCGCUGGGCCCCAUGGUGCUGGGCGUGCUCCACAGUGUGCUUGCAGAGGAGAAGACGGACCAGCGGCUGCGCUCCACGGCCUACACGGCCAUCGGGCGGCUGGGACAGAAGCUUCCGGCCGUCAUCUCGCGCGACCUGAAUGUGGUCCGGGUGCUGUUCGACGCGCUGGAGCAGGAGGAGUCGGAGACGGGCCAGUUUGUGCAGGACACGCUGCAGCUGCUGGGGCCGUCGCUGCGCCGGCUGGACGACGCCCAGCAGACGGUCAUGGAGGCGCUGCUGGGCAGCUGCCUGGAGCGGCCCAGCGCGCGCGCCCGCCAGGUGGCCGUCCAGUACGCGGCCGUCGUGUUCCCAGAGAGCCACGCCGUGUCCCGGCUGCAGCUGCUGCUGGCCACCGCCGACAGCCAGGAGGAAGUUGCUGCCGAAGCCCUGAAACAUCUCAAAUUGGACGGGAAGGAUGUCCAGGACAGCUCGAAAGCUAGCGACUUCCCGGACUUUGCGCAGAUGAUCACGUGCAUCACGAGGAAGAUCAGCGAACGCGAGUCCAAGAAGCAGACGACUACGGUGGGAAACAACGUGCUGCCGUUCCCGCCCACUGCCUUUGCCAUGAUGAUCCGGUACCUGAGCCUGUGCCUGCAGCACCAGGCGGCUCCUGACCGACCCGUCAGCACGGAGCUGGUCCGCGGCCGCGCCGCCGGCCUGGGCGCGGCGCUCCAGUCGCCGGCGCUCGCCGCGCCCGUCGAGACGUUCCUGGCGCUGACGAUACGUCUACUACGCGCCAGUGUGACAGAUGCGCCGCUGUUCUGUCUGCUGGAGACGGUGGCGGCGGCGCCCGGCCGACUAGCGCCGCUGCUAGCCGACCAGCUCGACUGGCUCAAGACGCUGGUGUGUUAUCCGCGGGAGACGGUGCGCGGCCACGCGGCGGAGCUGUACGGCGUCGUGGCGGCCGCCAUCCAGGACGACAAGCAGUUCGGGGAGAGCCUCCGGCUGAUGCACCAGCUGGCCACCAGCAAGGUGCUGGAAGAACAGCACGGUGGUAUGCUCGGCCUGGCGCAGUGUCUGGCCCGCCGCGCCAGGGAGAACCGCCCGCCCCAGCGGACUGACGAGGUCGUCAUCCAGCUGACCGCCGACCUGUUGGCUCACCUGGAGUCGAGCCAGCCGGCGCUGCAGGCCGCCUGUCUGAGCUCUGUCUCCGAGCUGGGCAGGACCGGGCCGCUGCCGGUGGCCGCCGGGCCGGCCGACCAGCGCAGCCCGCCGUCACUGCACUACGUGGUCACCACGCUGCUGAAAACGGCCACCAGCAAAAAGCUGCCCUCCAAGAUGCGUGAGCGUGCCAUAGUCGCCUGCGGUCUGGUGUGUGUGGGCGACCCCGGCCUGGCGUUCCGACGGGAAAUAGUGGAGCACUUUCUGUCCGUCUCCAGCGAGCUGGACGAGCUGGAGCUGCAGAUGGCCGUGGGCGAGGCGCUGGUGGGCGCCGUGCUGGGACCCCAGUCGCCGGAGGCGGCCGACCCGUGGCGGCCCGCCGAGCCCGGCCAGACACCGGAGCAGCCGGCCGGCGCCGAGCCGCACCGGCCCGAGCAGCUGCUCACCUGGCUGCUGCGCCAGCUGCUCGAGAACCAGCUCACACAGACACACCCGAAGGUGCGUCAGUCGGCCGCCGUCUGGCUACUAGCCCUGGUGAAGCACUGCCAGCAUCUGCAGCGGCUCAAGGACAAACUGGCCGACAUCCAGGCGGCAUUCAUGGAGCUACUCGCGUCGGGAAACGACCUGGUGCAGGAGGCGGCCUCCAAGGGCCUGGCGCUGGUGUACGACUCUGGGGACGAGCAGCAGCGGGCGACUCUGGUGGACGGCCUGGUGGGCGCGCUGACCGGCUCCGCCGCACGGCCCGCCACCCAGAAGGUCACCGCCGACACCAAGCUGUUCGCCCAGGGAGAGCUCGGCAAGGACCCCUCAGGGGGCCAGCUGUCCACAUACAAGGAGCUGUGCUCGCUGGCCUCCGACCUGAACCAGCCCGACCUCAUCUACAAGUUUAUGACGCUGGUCAACCACAAUGCGGCGUGGAACUCCCGGCGCGGCGCGGCGUUCGGCUUCUCCUCUAUCGCCUCCAAGGCGGGCGAGGCGCUGACGCCGCACCUAGCCAACAUCGUGCCAAAACUGUAUCGGUACCAGUUCGACCCGAAGCCGCAGGUGCAGCAGACGAUGCGCUCAAUCUGGUCCUCGAUCGUUCCCGAGUCGACCAAGACGGUUCAGCUGUAUCUGCCCCAGAUUAUGGACGAGGUGCUGGCCCGCCUGACGGACGGCCUGUGGCGGGUGCGCGAGUCGUGCUGCGCCGCGCUGGCCGAGCUGCUCUGCGGCGCCGGCCUGGACCCGGUGCUGCCGCGGCUGCCGGAGAUGUGGAGCACACUGUUCAGGGUGCGAGACGACAUCAAGGAGUCGGUCCGGCUGGCCGCCAACAAGACGCUGGAGGUCCUCAGCAGGGUGUGUGUGCGGCUCUGCGAGCAGCAGGAGUCGGUGAAGACCAGCGAGCAGACACUGACGCUCGUCCUCCCGGUGCUCCUGGAGACGGGACUGGCCUCCACCGUCAGAGAAGUGCGGGCCAUCAGGUAA
Messenger RNA from Amphibalanus amphitrite, 3752 nucleotides. RefSeq names its product proteasome adapter and scaffold protein ECM29-like. Gene Ontology annotation, biological process: proteasome assembly. Gene Ontology annotation, molecular function: molecular adaptor activity. The transcript has 23 exons. NCBI's taxonomy places the organism in Eukaryota, Metazoa, Arthropoda, Thecostraca, Balanomorpha, Balanidae. The record is from RefSeq and is a predicted model, not a curated record. The coding region runs from base 15 to 3752 and encodes 1245 amino acids. Gene Ontology annotation, cellular component: cytoplasm; nucleus.